Rhineura floridana is the source of this 2461-nucleotide messenger RNA. RefSeq names its product nectin cell adhesion molecule 4 (gene NECTIN4). The record is from RefSeq and is a predicted model, not a curated record. Gene Ontology annotation, biological process: heterophilic cell-cell adhesion; homophilic cell-cell adhesion. NCBI's taxonomy places the organism in Eukaryota, Metazoa, Chordata, Lepidosauria, Squamata, Rhineuridae. Gene Ontology annotation, cellular component: adherens junction. The transcript has 10 exons. The coding region runs from base 845 to 2461 and encodes 538 amino acids.
AAGCUCUGCUAUUGUUGUGUGUGUGUGUUGAAAUUGCGGAAAUGUAACCGAAAACUUGGUUUGUGACCCAGUUGUUGGAUGAACGGCAGUUUAGAACGGUUUUCGAAACGACCAACAGCCCGACUCCUUCAGCGGGCCUCCCAGGGCCCUCCUCCGCCCUCUCUUCAGGCGGCAAUGAAUAGGGGGUAGUAGCAGUACGCCGCUGACUUCAAACCGAGGGAGACGGAGCCCUCCCGCUGGAGCGAGCCCCGGCUUCUGCCCAAAAGUCCGGCCCUGACGGCGCCGCUGCGGUCCUUCGGGCGAGGCUGGCGGGCGCACGUGCGUUGCAGCGGCCGGCCGCUCAGGGGCCGCCAGGAGAGAGACCUUCUCCGGCGAGGCGAGGCGUGGAAAGGACGCGCAGGAGCCUCUGUGGCGCGGCUCGCCUUCCGCUUCAACACCCGCAGCAGGUUGUGGAGUUUCAAAACAGAGAAGCGAUUGCACUGCACUGCGAAGAGAGCCACGAUACUGACACCAAGAAAAGGGAGAAUCCCCUGUCCCGGAUACCCAUGAGAAAGAUUCAUUUCCCAGGAGUCACGGAAACAUCGACCCUGAGCAUGGUGGCCCCUUUCUCCCCCCCUCACCUGGCGUGAUCGCUCCCCCCACCCAUUUAUUUUAUUUUUAAGAAGCUGAAUACACAGCUGCUUAUUUCCCCCUUAACUGCUGGGCACUGUUGUCGUUGAGAAGGCAAGGCUGAUUGGAUUCCGGAGGUCCUUCUCUACAACCCAGCUGGCCACUUUGGUUAUAAAGUCUGCAGAAAGCACUUUGACAGCAGCAGCGGCUGAACCAGCUGGUUCCUCUUUGCACCAUGUUUUGGAACGUAUUCCUCCUUUUGCUGACAAUCUCCGGUGUACCAGCAAGAGUACUGGGAUCCCAGAACAGCAUCACUGCAGUGCUUGGCAAAGAUGUGGUCCUCCCCUGUUUCUACCAAGCCGCGGAGGGUGGAACGGUGCUGCAGGUCACGUGGUUGAAGCGCGGAGAGGACGGGCAGGGCGUGGAGUUAGCGGUGUUGAAUUUGGAGCACGGGUCACAUGUACAGAACCCCUACACAGGACGAGUGUUGUGGCAGUCACAAGGAUCCCUGGAAGAUGGCUCCAUCCUGUUGAAGAACGCGGUGCAGGCCGACGAGGGAACCUAUGAGUGCCACCUCAUUACCUUCCCUCUGGGCAAUUUUGAGUCCAGCCUUACCCUCAAGGUUCUAGUGCCCCCGUUACCCACCCUGAACCUUGGCCCCCCACUGGAGGAAGGGCAGGGCCGGACUCUGGCUGCUUCGUGCACUGCAGAAGGGAACCCUGUGCCCACGGUGACCUGGGAGACAGAAGUGCGUGGCACGGCCAGCAGCCGCGAGUCCUCACAUCCUCGUUCGGCAUCUGUCACCAGCGAGUACUACGUGGUGCCUGGCCGGAGCAUGCACGGCAAACUCUUGACCUGCAUCGUCUCCCACCCGGGGCUGCAGCACAAGAAGAGGAUCACGCACACACUCAACGUGGCGUAUCUCUCUGAUGCCUCGGUCCUGGGCCACGAGGCGGAGGGGGAUUGGGUUGCAGGAAAGGAGGGGGCUUACCUGAAGUGCCUCGGAGAUGGGAACCCUCCGCCUACCUACAACUGGACUCGGCUGAAUGACCCCCUUCCUGGUGGAGUGAAGAUCAAGGGGGACGUCCUGCUCUUCCAGAGGCCCCUCAGCUCUGAAGAUGGAGGCGUCUACGUUUGCCAAGUGGCCAAUGGCUUUGCAACGAAAGAGGCCGAGGCCACCAUCAGCAUCAAAGGCAACCGGGCCAAGGAAGUGGACGUGGUCUCCAUCUCCAUGAUAGGGGCAGGCCUCAUCAGUGUGGUGCUGCUUGGCCUGCUGGUGCUGGUGGUCAUCCUUAUGGCCUGCUACCACAAGCGGAAGACCAAACGCAUCACCGAGAAGUAUGAAGAGGAGCUGACCUUGACCCGGGAGAAUUCCAUCCGGCGCCUCCACUCAAGCCACAGCACCGACACCCGGAACCAGACCGAAGAAAAUCUUCCCUUGAGGUUAGAGAGCCGGCAAGGCAGUUACCGCGGUGACAGCCUUUGCCGGGACAGCCUGCGAGCGGACAGCCUGUGCCGGGACAGCCGGCAGGGCAGCUUCCGGGCAGACAGCCUCCGCGAAACCAGCCUCUGCUCAGUCAUGGGCGAGGACGCUGACGGACGCAGCUACUCCACCUUGUCGACGGUGCGGGAAAUCGAGACCCAGACAGAGCUGCCGCUGCCACCCCCACUCCCCACUCCUGUCGAGGAGAACCAGACAGAGAGGGAAGAGGAGGAGGAGGAGGAGGAGCAGCAAGAUGGCGAGAACAACAUCAAGCAAGCCAUGACCCACUUUGUCCAAGAGAACGGCACCCUCCGGGCCAAGCCCACCACCAACGGCAUUUACAUCAAUGGCCGGGGACACCUGGUGUGA